Messenger RNA from Hyposmocoma kahamanoa, 1623 nucleotides. Its product is annotated as zinc finger HIT domain-containing protein 2. The record is from RefSeq and is a predicted model, not a curated record. The transcript is spliced from 5 exons. Bases 511 to 1623 code for a protein of 370 amino acids. NCBI's taxonomy places the organism in Eukaryota, Metazoa, Arthropoda, Insecta, Lepidoptera, Cosmopterigidae.
UUUCUAGUAUUUUGUUCAUAUGAAUAAGGAUCAGCAUAUUGAAGCCACUGACGAGUCGGACAAAAGUGUUGACGUUGGGAGUCUACUCUCGAUCUCCUUCCGAAACAAUUACUCUCAAAUAGCAAUAUUCGACAAAGUUUAAAGACAAGUAUGAAGCUUCAUUGGCAUCAUAAACUACUAAUACAAUUCGCUUCACGCGUCUUGUCAUUUGGUCAAGUAUUGCUUAUUUGACAGUAAUUGUUUCGGAGCCCCCCUUUUUAGACUCCCUGGUCAACGGGUUAAUACAACAACUGGUAGCAUUAAUAAAACGAACAAGCAUCGUACUAAUGUCAAAAAAUCAGCUGGCUGACUGACAACUGUAUCGGUCGGUACCACGGACUUCCGUAAUAAAUAUAUAAAUCCAUGAUCGGUACUACCCGCCGGUAGUAAAAUACCGAUGAGUGUUUUGAAUUUUUAACUAAUUAAUUAAUAAAAAUUUUAUUCCACAAAAAGACAAAAUAAUCUGAAAAUAUGUCCGAAGAAGCACCUUUAAAUAGUUCUCAAAGGAUUUGUGGACUGUGUAAUUGCAAAGUAAGCAAGUACUGCUGCCCUCGUUGUGAAAUAUUUUACUGUUCCUUAGACUGUUAUAAGUCGGAAAAACACGUUACUUGCUCAGAAAGAUUUUAUCGCGAUUGUGUGAAUAACGAACUCGCAUCGUACCAAAAUGACGAGGAAUCUCGUAACAAAAUGAUAGACAUACUGAAAAGAAUGAACGAGGAGCUGGGAGAAGAACAGGCUGGAGAAAUAAUGGAGAAUAUUGAUGAACUUGACUCCGAUGACGACAUUGAAGUAGAUCUACAUGAACGAAUUAAAGAUAUCGAUCUCGACAAUGCUGAUCACGUAUGGGACGCUCUUACAGAAGAUGAGCAAAAUGAUUUUGAAGCAUUAUUGAAUAAAGGAGAUGUAGGUUCCAUAUUGCCGCAGUGGGAACCGUGGUGGAUGUAUCGUAGAAGAGAAAAAAAGAUACAAAAUGUAGGUGGUACAAAUAAAAAAGAGGAAGAGGCAUUAAAGAAGUGUCCAUUAUUGAGAGAUGUUCCCAAAUUGAGUUCUUUAACUACCAUACAGCCUUCACCAGCGAUCAGAUGCAACAUAACAAACGUUAUAGCGUCGUAUGCCUUCGUAAUGCGCUAUUUCAACAACGAAAUCGAUCCAGUGGAAGCCACAAUUUAUAUAUUAAACAUUUGCGACAGUUUGGACAAUAAUAUGAACUUUUGUAAUCCUAUCACAGCUUUAGAAUCUGUUGCACAGAAGUGUCUUCAGAGCAACCUAAUAGUAACAGACGAAAUAAGUCUUGAUGUAAUGAAACAAGACACAUUUUUGAUUCUACAAGGGCCAAGCAAGAGCAACAAAAUGCACUACUGCAAAGCUGCAUUAUCUCACUUACAUACUAUAUUUUCAGAAGCAAAAUCUAAUUCAAAAACCAAGAAAAUUGAGCAACAGACUAAAGGUGUGUUUUCUAAAAAGUUUCCUGAACAUAAAUCUGAACAUUUCCCUAAAUUAGUUUCGAGUAAAAUAAGUAAAUGUAUUAAAAAAAUUGAGUAUUACUUGUCGUAUAUUGAAAGUUAUAGUAUGGAGUCGGAAUAG